Geodia barretti is the source of this 2354-nucleotide messenger RNA. NCBI's taxonomy places the organism in Eukaryota, Metazoa, Porifera, Demospongiae, Tetractinellida, Geodiidae. The record is from the annotation of a GenBank genome assembly.
ACGGCGCACGGGACUAGCCUAAGGGUGGCUCGUUCAAUCACAAUAAAGCAGCAUGAUGGAUGUGACUAUCCUGCUCUCGCACGUAAUCUUGGCUACUUUGAUACGCAUAUUAGAUGCACAGUCGUGUUCGGUAUACACUGCUGGCAGCACCGACACUAGUGAGGACAACACAAACACUAAUGCGGCCAUAUAUGUCAACAGAAGAGGAGCAGACAGAGCUCAGUGUAGUGGAACAGUGUAUGCAUGGCACUACUGCUACUACCCUGACAACAGUGAAACUGAUCUUCAAGUGGCAUUUGGGGUAUUCUCAUUCACCAGCAACAUAUACACUCUUCGCGACGGUAGCUACCAUCUUCUCCACAUGGAUAUGCGAGAAGAUACCUUCACUGUGACACUCUGACACUGGAUCCCUCGGAGUACUUCCAGAUACAGGAAGGAGACAGAGUGGGAGCUUGUCUCAGACCUGAUGGAGACACAGACUACCUUGACAUUCUCAGAGAUCAUACAAUAAGAAGAGUUCGAUUCAUGGACAGGUGGCGGCAGCUGCACAGAAGCAGAUAUGGAAAUAUCUCCUACUAUAGUAAUUCCAACAGACAAAGAGCACAGCUCCAUCUUUACGUGGAUAUCAACAUUGAUGAAUGUGCUGUGGGGGAGCACAACUGCCAUACAGAUGCUACUUGUUCAGAUAUUGUGGGAGCUGAUGGAAGCUUUCAGUGUUCUUGUAACACUGGAUACUCUGGAGAUGGUGUGAACUGCAUCAAUAUUGAUGAGUGUGCAACUGACAUGGACAAUUGUGCAGAGCAGGCUACAUGCAAUGACAAUGAAGGCAGCUUUACCUGUACAUGCAAUAAUGGCUACACUGGAAAUGGCAUCAGAUGUGAUGAUAUUGAUGAAUGUGCUACUGACAUGGACAACUGUGCAGAACAUGCCACAUGUACUGAUAUUGAGGGGAGUUACAGCUGUAACUGUGAUAUUGGGUAUACUGGAGAUGGCACAGAAUGCAUCGAUGUGAACGAGUGUGAAUUACAAGUCGAUAGCUGCGAUGAAAAUGCAAACUGUACUAACAUUGAUGGUGGACACAACUGUUCCUGUUUACCUGGAUACUCAGGAAAUGGAACAUAUUGUUAUGACAUCGAUGAGUGCACUACAGAUAUGGACAACUGUGCACAGAAGGCAACGUGUACCAAUACAGAUGGUAGUUUCUCCUGCAUGUGCAGUGAUGGCUACACUGGUUAUGGAGUGGUUUGUUAUGACAUAGAUGAGUGUGAAAAUAACAGUGACAGUUGUGAUGUAAAUGCAGACUGUAACAAUACCAAUGGUAGUUUUUCCUGCUCAUGUAAACGUGGCUACUCUGGAAAUGGAGCGACCUGCACUGAUGUAGAUGAGUGUCUGGAGACUGAGAGUAUGUGUGGUAUGAAUUCCCAAUGUACCAAUACUGAGGGGAGCUACAUGUGUACUUGUAGUGAUGGAUUCACUGGAAAUGGAUCCAACUGCUCAGAUGUUAAUGAGUGUGAGUUGGACCCCAGUGUCUGUGAGCCUCGACUGUGUGUCAACACUGAGGGGAGUUAUGAGUGUACAUGUCCCACUGGCUACAUGUGGAAUGAAACAGUGUGCAAUGAUAUGGAUGAGUGCCUGGGAGAGGUAUCAAAUGACUGCAGUGCAGCUGCAGACUGUUUAAACACUGCUGGGAGCUACAGUUGUCACUGCAAGCCAGGAUAUGGCACCAAUUGCUCAGAUGUUGAUGAAUGCAGUGGGAGAUCCCAUGACUGUAGCAAGAAUGCCGAGUGUCUCAACAUUGAGGGAGGCUACAACUGCCAGUGCUCAACUGGGUACACAGGCAAUGGCAAAGUCUGUGAAGCCCUGCCUGAUGUUAGGGGGCCAGAGGAACAGAAGACUGGUGAAAAUGGCUCUAACUUGGGACUCAUAUCAGGAGUGACAGUGGCAGGGUUCCUGGUUGUUGCUACUCUACUGAUAAUUGGAUUCCUCUGUGCUCUUAAAAUUAGAAAACACUCAAAGUCUAUGAAGGUUCCUCUAUCUAUCAAUGUUGCCUUCGGUAAGCCAAAUCAUAAUUUGCCUGCACUCUCUGAAAGCACAAAACAGACUCGUUUAACUUUAUUGCAAAGGCAGAUACAGAAAAAAACUUGUACAAAAGUCAGUGUAUAAAAAAUGUCCAUUCACCACACUUGCUACAGAGACAUAAAGAAAUCUGAUGCUGUAGGUAAUGAGGACUGCAACCUGUUGAGUCACACUGGAAGAGCUAAACCUGAUGUUAUCACCACAAGCAGCAAUGAGGCUUAUGACCUAGUGACCCACAGUGCAAGAGCUGAACCUUCUAUCAACACAAGUAGGAAUGA